UGGGUUGUCAAAAUGAGGUGCAGCCCCUCAGGCUAGGGUGCACACUACUGCCCAGUGCUGGCAUCACCAGGUGACUGGCAUGGAGAUCUCGGCUGAGAUGGGUUUGUGGUGUCAGCAUCUCCUGAUAGACUCAUUCUCCUGCAAGGCAGCUGCCUCUGGGGAGCAAAGGGCUCUGCCUGCCUGCCUGGGGACUUGGGAAGAGCUGUGGCUGCCGAGGGGAGUGGGUCAGAGAAAGAAAGGUGCAGGCUGAAUCUGCACAUUUGUCCUGUCUGGACACGUGCAGGAAGGGUGUGGCUUUCUCCUGCCGCCCCGUGCUGACUCCUGCUGCUAGUUGCCAAUUUUGUUUCCCAGUGGCCGGCUGUGCCACGGAAGUCAUGGUGCAGAUCUGCCCUGGGGAUGGAGAAGGGAAGCAGCUACCUGGGGUGAGAGCUCUCCCCAUCCUAGGUGGACAGAACAUGGCAUCAAAGCUGUGGUGCUGGUGGAUCGUGAGCACAACAGAACUGUGUUGCAGCUGCAAAUCUACUUCAUACAUCAAGGGUGCCUCUGAGCAGAGCUGCUGUGGAGACUGAAGAGCUGGAGAGGACGGCGCAGAGGUUCGGAGGCACACCAUGAUGGUGGGAGCCAUUCCAUGGCAGCCACGCUGCUUCUGGGGGGUGCCUGGCUGGCAGGUGUCUUCAGCUAGCUGUGCCAAUGACAGCCCGCAGCGGGACGGGGAGGUUGAUCAGGAGUGCAGUGGUGUUCUGCUGCAGAGGGAUGCUGUGCUGCAGCACACCCCAUAACGGGGGGCUCACUCGGACAUCCUGAGUGAGGGGGUCCAGUUCCUGCCCCUGCCCUCCCACCGUCACCUGUGGCACUUUACUGUCCCCCUCCUGCUGCUGCAUAGGCUGUCCUGGCUCCAGCUUCACGUGGAGCCCAGCCAAGUGAGGCUCCAUGCGGCACAUCCAUGCAGAGACGUCCCUGCCCCCGGAGCCCAGCACAGACUCUGGCCUGCCCCAGCCCAGCAGAGAGGUGGCCUUGGAGCCUUCCUCGCAGCGCUGCACCCACCACGGCAUCCUCAUGGGCUACAAUGAGACAGAGAUCAAGCGCCAGAAGGUUUACCAGGUCUCCAUCUUCUCCCAUCUCUCCAGCUCCUCCGAGAGCACAGAGCAACGGGCAGGCAGCAGCUGGCCGGCUGUCAAGAGGGGCUACCCCGAGCAGCGAACUCUGGAGGGGGUGCGGGAUCCCAAACGAACUCACUGGGGUGCGGGGGGGGUGGACGGCAAGUGUGACAGGGGCCCCAGGCAGGUUGCCCUGGAGGAUGAUGAUACCUUCGAGGAUGGUCUGCUGGUGGAGGAGCUCUCCCUGUGCGGCUCUGCCCAGCACUUCUCUCAUAGCGGGCUGCGGGUGGUGGAGCACCAGUGCGAGGGCAGCCCCAGCCACAGCCCCAAGGCCAGCAGAGAGGACAAGCUGCAGGAUGCCUCCUCCUCCUCCUGGCCUCAGCACAUUGCUUGCAGUACUUUGCACACGAGAGACAGUUGCCCUGUCCCGCCAGGGGAUCAGCCCGCAGACUGCAGGGAGAACGGGGAGCGGGUGAGUGGCCACAACCUACUUGACCUUGAUUUGCACAAUAUUGCACAAAUGUCCCAGCUGGACUCUGGUGGGAGGAGAGAAAAGCCAGGGAGCAGCCCUGCUCAGAGCAGCAGGGCUUGCGGAGGAGAGGAAUGGCCAGUGGCGGCCAAUGGGUGCAAGGAGCCCCCAGCUCCACAGACAGUGCUCAGCCCUGAGCCUGGCAGCCUGAGCUCCCUGGAGAAGACGCCUUGUGAGAGCAGCCGGGUCAGCAGCAGCAGCUGCCGGGCCAAAAGGAAGCUGCUGCCCACUGGUGAAGUUGUGGCCGACUCCUGCUCUGAGGACGAGAGCCUGUCCCCAGCGGCGAGGAAGAAGAAGACCCUGCCGUGCCACCUAGUGCCCACAGCCUGCCACAGCACAGACACCAAGGGGGCCCUUUUCUGGAACCACCUGCUCCCUACAGCCAAGAGCUUUGCAGAUUGCACUGAGGUCGAGGUCGGGAGGAGGCUGAAGAGGGGGCUGCGCCUCAAAUCGCGACAUCUCCGGAGCAGCCUCCGGAGGGGAACACGGUCCUCUGCAGCACCCUGGGCCACCACCACCAUCAGCCAUACUCUGCUGGGCAACUUUGAGGAGUCCAUCCUGAAAGGGCGCUUUGCACCGUCAGGACACAUCGAGGGAUUCACAGCAGAGAUUGGUGCCAGUGGCUCCUACUGCCCCCAGCAUGCCACCCUGCCUGUGGACGUCACCUACUUUGACAUUUCUGAACACAGCGCGCCCUCACCUUUCCUGGGAGUGAUUGACUUGGAGGCCUUGGGAAAGAAGGGUUACAGUGUCCCCAAAGCUGGAACCAUCCAAGUGACCUUAUUUAACCCCAACAAGACUGUGGUGAAGAUGUUCUUGGUGACGUAUGACUUCCAGGACAUGCCGGCCAACCACAUGACCUUCCUACGCCACCGCAUCUUCCUGGUGCCCGUGGGGGAGGAGGAAGGGGCCACUGUGGCCCCCAGCGAGCCACCGGGCACCAGCCCACCCCGCAGGGUCCUCUGCUACCUGAUGCACCUGAGGUUUCACAGCUCCAAGUCGGGGAAGAUCUAUCUUCACGAUGACAUCCGGCUGCUUUUCUCCCGCAAGUCGAUUGAGGUUGACUCGGGGAUCCCCUACGAACUGAAAUCUUUCACGGAGAUGCCAAGGAACCCCUGCUACUCGCCAUGGGCCUGACCUUCUCCCUUGCCCUGGGGCUGCCGGGGAGCUCCCAGCCCAGUGCUUCGGGGAGAGAUGAGUAAAGGAGAUGAAGUGCCGCCACCUCAAAGUAUCACCCUCCUCACCUGCCCCGAUGUCGUGGCCAUGACCCCCACCAUCACCGAGGGGGCUUCACAAGGAGGGACAGGGGCAGCCCUGGCGCCCCAGGGACAUGCCCAGGGCUUUUGCCGGUGUUGCUCCGAGCUGGGAGGCACGGCUGGAGGCGAGGGGGGAGGCUGCCUGUGCCUGUCCCUGGGGCACGAGCCAAAAGUGUGGAAAGUUUGUAUUAGUAUUUAUUGUUGCUGGGGGGGCAGAGGAGCAGAGGCACUACUCUUCCCCCACAGGUGCCAGAUGAGGCCCCAAACAGCGGGGGCUGCACCCCCCAGCCCCAUGGGGCUGCUAGGGGACAGCAAGGGUGGCCGUGUCCCCCCGUGAAAGGAGCCAGUGACUGAGUUGGGUCAGCGGGGGGGCUCUGUUAAAAGCCCGGGGAGAGGCUGAGACCUGCUGGGCGCCAUCUCAAUGGUGGCCAAAACAUCGUG
Oxyura jamaicensis (ruddy duck) is the source of this 3323-nucleotide messenger RNA. RefSeq names its product protein FAM214B-like. The record is from RefSeq and is a predicted model, not a curated record. NCBI's taxonomy places the organism in Eukaryota, Metazoa, Chordata, Aves, Anseriformes, Anatidae.